AUGCAUCGUCAACCAGGUGUCUUUGACUGCUUAUCCCUCUAUGAGUUGGGCUAUGCUGAAGACGGUGUUUAUGUUAUUCAACUGAAGGAAGGUGUAAAUAUUGACGUGUGGUGUGAUAUGUCCAAUGGUGGAUGGACAGUUAUACAGCGGCGCCAAGAUGGAUCUGUGGACUUCUAUAGAGGUUGGGAUGAAUACGUGGAUGGAUUUGGGAACACAACAGGCGAGUACUGGCUUGGUCUUAAAUACAUUAAUACACUUACAACAAUUGAAAGUGAACUUUAUAUAGAAAUGGAAACGUUUGAAAAAGACGAUGUUUCACCUGCAUCAGCUUAUGCCGAAUAUUCCACAUUUAAGAUCAAUGACGAGACUGACAAAUUCAGGUUGUCAGUGUCAGGAUAUAAUGGUAACUGUGCGGAUUCUUUGGCCUUUCAUAACGGUUGGAGAUUCUCCACGUUCGACAAUGACAAUGACGGAAGAGGUACCAAAAAUUGUGCUGUUGAUUACAACGGUGCUUGGUGGUAUAGAACGUGUCACGCAAGCAAUUUAAAUGGGUUAUAUUUGGGAGGUUCUAAUACAGAAUACGGUAAUGGUGUCGUUUGGGCCACGUGUUGGGGCCAUUAUUAUUCGCUUAAAGAAACCGUUAUGAGAAUACGACGGAAAACGUAA
Messenger RNA from Ruditapes philippinarum (Manila clam), 666 nucleotides. RefSeq names its product fibrinogen C domain-containing protein 1-like. Lineage: Eukaryota; Metazoa; Mollusca; Bivalvia; Venerida; Veneridae. The transcript has a single exon. The record is from RefSeq and is a predicted model, not a curated record. The coding region runs from base 1 to 666 and encodes 221 amino acids.